Lachancea fermentati is the source of this 1092-nucleotide messenger RNA. NCBI's taxonomy places the organism in Eukaryota, Fungi, Ascomycota, Saccharomycetes, Saccharomycetales, Saccharomycetaceae. The record is from the annotation of a GenBank genome assembly.
AUGCCCCACUAUCUCGAAGAACAAGAUUCCCAUGUUACCAAAAUCGCAGUGCUCGGCGCGGCCGGCGGCAUCGGCCAGUCGCUGUCGCUGCUGCUCAAGACCGGGCUCGCACCGCUGGUGCUGCGCAGCCCCGGCAGUCACGUGCACAUGGCCAUGUACGACGUGAACCGCGACGCCGUGGCCGGCGCCGCCACCGACCUGUCGCACAUCGACACCCCCGUGUCCGUGUCGUUCCACGCCCCCGACGACGCGGGGCUCGAGCGCGCGCUGACGCGCGCGCAGAUCGUGGUCAUCCCCGCGGGCGUUCCCCGCAAGCCCGGCAUGACGCGCGAUGACCUGUUCGCGGUUAACGCGCGGAUCGUGGCCGGGCUCGGCGACGCCAUAGCCGCGCAUUGCGACCUGGCGCACGUGGCGGUGCUGCUGAUCUCCAACCCGGUCAACUCGCUGGUGCCCGUGCUGGUGGAGCGGCUAGCCGCGCACGGCGCGGAGCAGGCCGCGCGUCACGUGUUCGGGCUCACCCAGCUGGACGCCGUCCGCGCCUCCACGUUUCUCCGUGACGCGCUGGGCUCGGACUCCCACGACAUGCCGUUGGUGCCCGUCGUGGGCGGCCACUCCGGCGACACCAUCGUGCCGCUGCUGUCGCAGGCGCCCGGCGCAGACGCGCUGUCGCCCGACGCGCGUCGCGCGCUGGUGCACCGCGUGCAAUACGGCGGGGACGAAGUGGUGCAGGCCAAGAACGGCGCCGGGUCGGCGACGCUGUCGAUGGCGUACGCGGCUGCGCGCGUCACGGCGAAAUUUGUGGAGUUGCAAAUGGGGCUCGUCCCGGAGCUCCACGACACGCUCUACGUGCAGCUGCGCGACGCGCGCGGCCGGUUGCUCGCGCCGGGCGCGGAGCAAGUGGCCGAGCUGGUGCCGGGGGUGGAAUACUUUUCCGUGCCAGUGACGGUGACGGGCAAAGGCGUGAGUCAUGUGCACGGCGAGUUGUUGGCGCGCAUGGACGCGCACGAGCGCGCGCAAUUGCUGCCUGUGUGCGUCAAGAACCUCGCGGCCAACAUCCGUGCGGGACAGGAGUGGGUGGCGGCGGCUCCGUAG